Diuraphis noxia (Russian wheat aphid) is the source of this 1495-nucleotide messenger RNA. Its product is annotated as centrosomal protein 164. NCBI's taxonomy places the organism in Eukaryota, Metazoa, Arthropoda, Insecta, Hemiptera, Aphididae. Gene Ontology annotation, molecular function: protein binding. The record is from RefSeq and is a predicted model, not a curated record.
AUGCUGAGGCCGAGGCGAGCAAUGCGAUCGCCAACCUGCUGGAGAAUCCGGUUGGCUAGGGUCUCCAACUCAGCAAUCGCCUUGGACGAGACUAUUAUGAGGGUGUCGUCAAAAAAUCCCAAAAUCUUAGCUCCACGCGGUAGCCCCUCCCUUAGGACGGAAUCAGAAGAAUUGAUUAAAAAGAUUGAUGACGUGAUUCAUACACAAAGUGAUUAUUUUAAAAAAUACGUCGAAGAAAGACACAAUGAGCUUUUUACUAAAAACGAAUUACAUCUAAAAAACAUACUAAACAAUGUGCAAGAAAAUACUGGAAAGUCCUUAAUUGAAGAAUGCAAUAAGACAUUUAUUCAAAAUAUUUCAAAUACUGAACAAAUGUGUGCAGACAAUUUUCAUAAAUUUAAAAAAGAUUUAGAGGACUAUACAGAUUUAUUUAAACAUAAAAUACAGUCGGAACUUGACGAAAUGUCAAACAAAAUAAAAAAAGAUUUCUUUAAAAAAUUCGAAACAAUAACCGAUGGUUGGAACCAAACAUUAGUAUCGUAUAAAAACGUUGAGUUGGAAAACGUAAAACAUAAUUUUGAACAAACUACAGAAAAUAUUAAACGUGAUAUGAAUAUUGAGAUGCAACAAAUUCACAUACAAUUUCAAGAAAAACUCAAAGUUGUAUCCGAAGAUAAAUUAAAUAGUAUUGCUGAGCAUUUGGAUGUAGCUUUGAGAGAAGAAAUCAAUUUAGUUAAACAUCGUGUCAACGAAAGUUCUGAACAUUAUAUAAAUAAUAAAACUACGAAAAAUAUACCACAAUCAAAAUUAUACGGUGAUUGUUUAGAUCGUACAGAAUUGAAUUUACUAUAUCAAACUGAAGGUUUGCAUGGGGUUCACUGUAACAACAUAAGAAAAAAAAUUCAACACUGUUCGGAUGAAUUAAACGAUGCUCUAAAAUUGGUUAACUUAAUGUCAUCAACAAAUGAAUACAUUGCAAGAGAACAGUACACGGAUUUAUGCCCAAAUAAAUGUUCAGUUUCAUGUCAAACCGAGAAUAUAACUAAUUCGGAUAAUAAAUCAAGUMCCAAAGAAUUUAUAUAUCCGGCCGAGUCGUCAAUGURUUUACAAGAUGUUAACAGAAAAUACGCUAGUUAUUUGGACCAAGCAAAGAUUUCUGAAAAUCUAUGUUCCGACUACUUGCAAUCAUAUUCUCAACAACUUGAUUACAGCCCGUUACAUACUUUAAGUCAGCAAGAGUUAAAAGUUAAGGCCGCAGAACAAAAUAUAUGCCGUUUAAUCGAUAAGUUUAACAAUUUCCAACACGAGAAUGUCAUCAAUCAUAUUCCUAUCAAUACUAAUAUUUCUGAUGAGUACAAGUAUACCAGUAUUUAUCAAGCGCUGACACCAAAACAAAUAGCAUACAAUCGGACGAAACAUUUAAGAGAAUGGCUUUACAAUAAAGACUUGAAAAAUAAAAAUAAUCGAAUUCUCUAGUGUUAGGUUUAAGUUACUU